AUGAAGAUCGCAGCGGCGAGCCCUGUCAACGAUGGCAAGCAGGUUGACAUUGAGUUUGCCGACAACACAGCGUACAGAUUCCACACGGCGUGGAUCAAGGACUCUCAUCCGAGCCUCAUCGGUAACGACUUCUACCGCAAGUCGGCCAAGACGCUUUUUGAGAGCGAUCAGUACACCGUCGACAACGCCCUUCCUACGUCGGAUGGUUCGAAGCUGCAGGUUCACUUCAAGAACGGCCACGUGGACAAUGCCGUGACGGAGGAGUAUGUAUCAACUUGGCUACAUGCCUUCGCUCCCUAUGUCGGACAGCCCCUGAACGAGAAGGCGCAGCCCAAGAGCGGCAGGGAGGGCCUUGCAGGGACCGGCUCUCUCCUGGAUGACCUGUACCAGAACAGGAACCCCUGGGACGGAAGCCUGAAGAUUCCCCGAUUCGAUGGAGAGAGGAUGAAGGAGGACGAGGACAUGCAGAUCGAGUUCUUGGAGAGGAUGAUGGAUCCAGGUGUGGCUGUCAUCGAGAAUGUGGGUAAGCCAGACAGCUUCGACCACGAAGACUGCGGCAAGCCGUUGGAGGACUUUGUUGGCAGCAUCAUCGGCCGGCUCAAUCAGCAUCCGGUGCGAUCGACACGCUUCGGCGUCAUCCAUACACAGGCCAGAGGAGAGCAAGCCGGCGCCGAUUAUGACCAAAAGAACCCGUUGUCGAUGCACACGGAUCAUUCUCCGUACCACGGUACGCCGGGCUAUCUGCAGUUUAUGUUCCAGGCGCGAGGUUCGGUAACAUCCAAAGUCGUCGAUGGCCUGAUGGUGGCGGAGCACCUCCGCCAGAACCAUCCGGACGACUAUGAUCUGCUGUGCAAGGUCAACGUUACCCACAGCUCCAGGAACAACAUCUACGCCAAGAGCGGGGUCUACUGCCGGGAUGCUGAAGAUCAGGAGCCCUUCUCCUUCGAGCUCGUUCACACGCACCCGAUCUUGACACUCGACAAGGACGGAAGGCUUGAGAAGGUGGUUCAGUCGGAAACAAAGCGCGGUGUGUCCGCCCUGCCAUUCGAUGUCUAUGACAGAUAUAUGACGGCCUACAAACGCUGGACGUCGCUGCUGGAGGAGCCGAGAUUCAAGUGCAACUUUGACUGGCCGGAACAUUCCAUGGUGGUCAUGAACAACUGGCGUGUCCUCCACGCGCGGGCUCAGGUGCCCCCUGGCAUGCAGCGAACGAUGGUCUUCGCCUACAUCCAGAAGACCAUCUACGAGAAUCGCCAUCGGCUGCUGAAGCAGCGGCAGGCAGAGCGUAAGAACCCCGACGUCAACGACAAGUGGCUGACACGACUUCCCAACCAAGUGCUGCAACUCGGCCCAUGCAUCUUCGUACUGGAUCCGAGACUGCCGGGGCAGUGCCUUUACGGAGGUGACACUGAUUUCAGUUCCCUUUUCAAGAAGGAGUGCCUGAAGUGCAUGCAGACUCUCCGCUACCAUGGGCAGAAGCAGGCUGAUGGCUCAACUGUCUGGAAGCCGUCGUGUGCGGAUGUGCUCACGGCGAUCGUGACUGCUCAGAGAGUUCUUCACGAGAAGCCACAAGCCUAUCGGGUCACAAGGAUUGGCGAGUGGACACUGCGUAUCGCGGUGCAACGCCUCUUCCGAGGCACCAGCAACAUCCUCUUGGUUCCCCUGGCCGUGGCAGCCUUCUUCGCUUCCUUGGCCUUCCUGGGGUCAAGUGACGGAGCAUGGCAUGCGCAAGCAGGGCCCGAUCUUCCCCAGAGUCGAGGGUCUGCAGGGGGAUUUCUAGGCCCCUGGAUCUACACGGCUCGCCUCGAGGACGACUUGGCGCUGCGCUUGGCAGCUUAUGCCUUGGAUCUGGAAGCCCAAAGUGGCGGCAGAGUCGUCAGUAAUCGUGGGGGCUGGCAAAGUCUGGAUCUUGUCGGACAGCAACAUGAUGCACUGGUACACCUGGUGGCUGCUACACAGAGCCAUUUCGCCCGCUUCGUGCAUGGCCUCAACCAAGGCAGCGCCCCUCAAGCACUGGGGGCAGCUGAUUUGGCCGUUCACGGUGUAGCGGACCAGCUGUGGGCGAAUAUCAAUCGCCCUGGCGACUUCAACGAGCGCCACGACCAUGGCUCCUCCAGUGCGUCUUUGGUAGCUUCAGGCGUGCUCUACGCAACAGCCUCGUCUUCACCAUUAAGGCUUUUCACGUACGAGGACGAGGUCGUGGAGAUCUCGCCCGAGCUUGGAACUUUGGUGUUGUUCCCACCUGAUAUGGAACAUGAAGUGGUCCCUGUUGGCAGCGGCGAAGUGCAGCGGAUCUCGUUUGCCUUCAACCUGCGCGUUCGUUGGCUGCCCAGCCCCUGGCACCGUGCUGCCUGCGGUCUGAAGGAGGUCACUCUCGAAGGCGCUGCCGAUGCCGUCGAUCCAGUCUUAGGUUUCAGCCCUUUGCACGUGGCUGCCGAAUCUGGACAUCUAGGGAUGGUCCAGAAGCUUCUGCCACAAACGGAAGAUCCGCUGGCCAAGUCCUUCGAAGGCUGGUCAGCUUUGGGUUUGGCCGCCGAUCGAGGGCAUCUCGCCGUGGUCCAGCAGCUCCUCGCGACGUCCUCGGCAUCGCAGGGCGUCGUGGAGCGAAAGGCCACUGCUUCGGCUAUGCCUGCGAUGGUGCAGACCGGCUAUGCAACUGUAGAGGAGUCGCUGGUGGUGGCGGCACGACGCGGUCACAGAUCGAUCGUAGACCUGCUGCUGGCGGAACUUUCCACUGGGAAUCUGACCGAGCCUCUUUCUACAUCGUCGGCUGCUGGCGAGGACGAGAUCGUCAGCCUCCUCCUCCACAGGCGAGCAGAUCCGAACGCGAAGCUUCGGGGGAGGAGUCCUCUCCAUGAAGCUGCUGGCGCUGGACAUACCAAGGUCAUGGCAUCCUUGCUGGAGGCCGGUGCCGAGACAGAGUGCCGCGACGAGUACUCGGCCUGCCCCUUGCACGAGGCCUCUGCCAAAGGCCAUCUCGGCUCUGUUCGGCUGCUCCUUGCUGCGCGUGCAGAGGCUAACGCUGCCGAUCGGUCGGCCACCACGCCACUCCACUGGGCUUCAGAGCGCAACCAUACAGAGAUACUGCAAGAGCUCCGAGCUGCUGGCAGUGACACGGAAGCUCUGGAUGAACGCGGGGCCCGGCCUCUGCACUGGGCUGCAAGAUCGGGACACGCCACAGUUGUGACGCAGUUGCUGCAGCAGGGUGCAGACAUUCAGCCGGCGAAGGUCUACACUAUACCAUCUCCGAGUUGGGAGUUUCGAGUGAUCGCUAUGAGGAGUGGUACUUUCUGGUCGCGCGAUCGGUUUGCCAGGUUCGUUUCAAGCCGAGCUGGUGGUAUAGUUCAGGCAGCUCCUGCAGCAGAUACUGCUAGCACAGAGUACCACGCAGCUGCGGCUGAAGGUCAUGUCGGAGUAGCAGAGGCACUACGUCGUCAUGGCGCUGCAAGCGAUAUGCGCGAUCAGGAGGGGGCGAUGCCAUUGCAUUGGGCGGCUGCCAACGGUCACGUAGACAUGGUGCAGCAUCUGGUAGAUGUGGGCAGCACGCCGAACUCUUUCGACUGGGCAGAGAGCAGUGUGCUUCACGAUGCCGUUUGGGGAGGUCAUGAUCAGGUCGUCGAGCUUUUGCUCCGAGUCCGUGCAGAAGCCGAUGCCACCGACGUGAACGGCCAAGCAGCGAUUCACAUCGCUGCUUCUUUGGGCAUGGAGAACAUAGUGGAGACUUUGUUGGCUGCAGGUUCGUCUACAGCUCUCGUGGAUCGGGCUGAGCUGUCCGAGGAGGAGAAGAAAGCCGUUCGCGCAAAGCGGUGGGGCCUGGCGGCUGACGCGGGAACGUCUGCGGCUCCAACGUCAACGGAGACGGAAGAGAAGCUCGCGGCACGGGCGAAGCGCUGGGGCCUACCGGAAACGCCCGAAAAGGAGGACGAGUCGGCGAAGCUCACCGCCAGGGCAAAGCGGUGGGGACUCUCCGAGACGCGCGCUGCACCCACAAAGCGGCUUCCGGACUCUGUCAGUGAGGCAAAGAACGACCUGGAGGCCUUCUUGCAGAAAAAGGCAGCGAAGAACGGCCGUGUGCUGCCGGCCUACCCAAGCGAAAGGCGAAGGGGCCCGGGGCCUCCACAACGCGGCACCAAGCGCGCAGCCGCUGAGACCAGUGCCCCAGCCGAUCCGGAGGAAGAGCAAAAACGAAAGCAACGUGCAGAACGCUUUGCCAUGAAGAAGUGA
Messenger RNA from Symbiodinium sp. CCMP2592, 4224 nucleotides. NCBI's taxonomy places the organism in Eukaryota, Dinophyceae, Suessiales, Symbiodiniaceae. The record is from the annotation of a GenBank genome assembly.